UGUUGCAGGUACAUAGGUUGCUAGCUAAGCUUGCAUGCGCAUGGCCAAGACUCGCGUGCUCCGCUGUGCGGUGCUGGUGGUGUGCGUCCUCCUGGUUCUCUCGUCCGCAUCUGCCGCGGCCGAGGCAGCUGGUCGGCAAAGGGGUCAUGGGAGAGAGGCCACGGCGCCGGCGGCGAUGGCAAUGGCGACAGGGCGUUUCGUCAGGAAGGUGCUGCGGGAGGAGAUGGUUCAGGCUGACGGCCAUGGCGACAUUGGCCAGUCCAAGAGGACCAGCCCCGGCGGCCCAGACCCGCAGCAUCAUUAGUUGAUGUCGGUUCACACGGUGCAUGCAGUUUUCAUGCAACAAAUUACGUAUCUGCCGGGCAUCAUAAUAUAUACACAAGGGACCUGAACUUCAAGCCGAUCUAGCUUGUGUUCUUGUCUUGCAUGCUAGCAAAAGAGAAAAUUUUGUUUUUCCCCAAGCAUAUGUAUACAGUGUAUCUACGUCCUCGUUGAUAUGUAUGUACUAGUAGUGUACU
Molecule: messenger RNA, 518 nt
Organism: Triticum dicoccoides
Lineage: Eukaryota; Viridiplantae; Streptophyta; Magnoliopsida; Poales; Poaceae
Exons: 1
Coding region: 35-304 (89 amino acids)
Molecular function (GO): receptor serine/threonine kinase binding
Source: RefSeq, a predicted model, not a curated record